ACUUCAGGGCCAAAUUUACUAGGCAGAGGGUGGCUUUCAAAGUUAGAAAUGGAUUGGAGAGUGUUACAUCAAUUGACACAAACAAGCUGUCAGAGGCUAUGUGAUGUGUUAGAAGUGCAUGGAACUGUGUUUAAAGAGGAACUGGGCACCUUACAGGGAGCAAAAGCAAAAAUAUACGUUGACAGCAACACCAACCCCCGAUUUUUCAAACCCAGAUCAGUCCCCUAUGCCAUGAAGCCUAAAGUGGAAGCGGAGCUGGAACGACUGUCAAAGGAGAAGAUUAUAGAACCUGUGCAGUUUUCAAACUGGGCAGCGCCUAUUGUACCUGUCUUGAAACCGGAUGGAUCUGUGCGUAUUUGUGGGGAUUAUAAACUCACUGUAAAUAGAGUGUCCAAACUGGAGCAGUAUCCAAUCCCCAAGAUUGAGGAUUUAUUUGCCAUCCUGGCAGGGGGAGAGAGAUUCACUAAACUAGACAUGAGUCAUGCAUACCAACAGGUUGUAUUAGAUGAGGGGUCCAAGGAGUAUGUGACCAUAAAUACCCAUAAAGGACUGUUUAGAUAUAAUCGGCUUCCCUUUGGUGUUUCUUCAGCACCUGCUAUAUUCCAGAGGACUAUGGAGGGGUUGUUGCAGGGGAUCCCUAACGUGGCCAUAUACCUAGAUGAUAUCUUGGUCACAGGAAGCACAGAAAAGGAACACCUCCAGAGUUUGACAACAGUGUUAAGCAGGCUGGAAGCUGCAGGUCUGCGCCUUAAACGGAGUAAGUGUACUUUCCUCGAGAAAGAAGUGGUAUUUCUAGGACACAAAAUAGAUGCCACAGGUUUGCACCCGGUGCAAGACAAAGUCAGGGCAAUACAACAGGCCCCAGCUCCUAAGAAUGUAACAGAAUUAAAAGCAUAUCUGGGACUAUUGAAUUAUUAUAAUAAAUUCCUUCCCAGGGUAUCAACACUGUUGACAGCCCUAUAUGUACUGUUACGCAAAGAUGUGAAAUGGAUGUGGGGAGCUAAACAACAAGAAGCCUUUGAAGCAUCAAAGAAACUGUUACAGUCAUCGGAUGUGCUAGUCCACUAUGAUGCAACUAAAGAGCUGAUCUUGUCCUGCGAUGCUUCACCAUAUGGAGUAGGGGCUGUUCUGUCGCACCGUAUGCCUGAGGGGGUAGAAAAACCAAUUGGAUUUGUAUCCAGAACAUUGACAGAGGCAGAAAAGAAUUACUCUCAGCUGGACAAAGAAGGUUUAGGAGUGAUAUUUGGAGUACAAAAGUUCCACAAUUACAUAUAUGGUCGACAUUUUACAAUCUGUACAGACCAUAAGCCAUUGAUCACCCUAUUAAAUGAGAUGAAAGCUGUUCCACAGAUGGCAUCACCCAGAAUCCAGAGAUGGGCAGUAACCUUAAGAGCAUACGAAUAUACAAUUCAGUAUAAGCCCGGAAAAGAUCAUGGUAAUGCAGAUGCUUUUAGUCGCCUUCCGUUGCCAGAAAGCCCACCAGCAGGAAGGACUGAAGACAGAGUAUUAUUGAUGGACCACUUGGACAUGCCCCCGGUAACUGCAUCACAAAUUAGGGCGUGGAUAGGGAAGGACCCAGUGCUGGCGAGAGUACGAGAAUAUGUGCUCAGAGGUUGGCCGGCACGAGUACAUGAAACAGAGAUGAGGCCCUUCUUUUCCAGAAAAGACGAAUUGAGCGUACUAGAUGGUUGCAUACUCUGGGCAGCCAGGAUGGUUAUACCAAAACCAGGCCGAGUGCAAAUCUUGAAUCAGUUACACCAGGCUCACCCUGGGUCUACACGCAUGAAAGGUCUAGCUCGAAGCUACGUUUGGUGGCCAAAAAUAGACGAAGACAUUGAAAUGCAAAUCAAAACUUGUGAAACAUGCCAAAUACACCAGAAAGCUCCAGCUCAAGCACCACUGCAUCCUUGGGAGUGGCCCGAUAAACCAUGGAGAAGACUACAUAUCGAUUAUGCAGGCCCAUUCCUAGGAAAAAUGUUCCUAGUGAUAAUAGACGCACAUUCAAAAUGGAUAGAUGUUUACCCUUCCAAUACAUCGACAGCUUCAGCAACAAUAGAGAAACUUCGUCACAGCUUCAGUACACAUGGAUUACCAGAAACCAUAGUGUCGGACAAUGGCACUGCUUUCCUCAGUUCAGAGUUUCAAGGCUUUAUGAAAGCAAAUGGCAUUAGCCAUGUAACAACAGCGCCUUACCAUCCCGCAUCUAAUGGUUUAGCAGAGAGGGCUGUGCAAACUGUGAAAGAAUAUUUGAAGAAAACACCAGGAAACACUGUGGAAGUAAAAUUGGCCAGAGCGUUGUUUAGUUACAGGAUUACACCACAAUCAACAACAGGCUUGUCUCCGGCCGAAAUGCUCAUGGGAAGAAAAUUACGAUCUACACUGGAUCUUCUACAGCCUGACUUAAAAAGGAAAAUUCAGAAGAGACAACUGCGAGUCAAAGAAAGACAUGACAAACAUGCCAAGCUCAGAACAUUUGAGCGAGGAGAUCUGGUUUAUGUCAGGAACUUUGGACCAGGGGAAAGGUGGAUUUCAGCGAUCGUGCAAGAUUCAACAGGUCCUGUUUCAUAUACUGCUAAAUUAGGAAAUGGACAAAUAGUGAGACGCCAUGUGGAUCAAGUCCGAGAGAGAGAAAAAAAAUACACCCCUGAGGAAAGUCCAGCAGUUAUUCCAAUAGACCAAGAGAUAACUACAGGAAGCCAACAUUGA
Acipenser ruthenus (sterlet) is the source of this 2706-nucleotide messenger RNA. RefSeq lists its product as uncharacterized. Gene Ontology annotation, biological process: DNA integration. NCBI's taxonomy places the organism in Eukaryota, Metazoa, Chordata, Actinopteri, Acipenseriformes, Acipenseridae. The transcript has a single exon. The record is from RefSeq and is a predicted model, not a curated record. Gene Ontology annotation, molecular function: nucleic acid binding. The coding region runs from base 49 to 2706 and encodes 885 amino acids.